Messenger RNA from Onychostruthus taczanowskii (white-rumped snowfinch), 3132 nucleotides. It is a transcript of the gene SLC7A6, whose product is annotated as solute carrier family 7 member 6. Gene Ontology annotation, biological process: amino acid transmembrane transport. NCBI's taxonomy places the organism in Eukaryota, Metazoa, Chordata, Aves, Passeriformes, Passeridae. Bases 111 to 1658 code for a protein of 515 amino acids. Gene Ontology annotation, cellular component: membrane. The record is from RefSeq and is a predicted model, not a curated record. The transcript has 10 exons. Gene Ontology annotation, molecular function: L-amino acid transmembrane transporter activity.
CGCGUGUCGGGUGGCAACGGGCGGGGAGCAUCCCGAGACAGCUCCCGAGACAGCUCCGCGGGAGCGGAGAUUGUGAUUUGGAGUCGUGGAGAAUUCACAGUCUUUCCACAAUGGCGGAAAGGACAGAUUAUACAAAAUCACAAAUUUCACUGGCUGAAUACAGCCCCGUCAAUAAAUCAGAAAGGACAGAUCAAAGUGGAACACAGGAUGGAGACCAAAAUACAUUGCAACUGAAGAAAGAAAUAUCUUUAAUAAAUGGGAUAAGCCUUAUAGUAGGCAACAUGAUUGGUUCAGGUAUCUUUGUCUCGCCCAAAGGAGUUCUCAUCUACAGCAAAUCUUACGGAUUGUCUUUAAUAAUUUGGGCAGUUGGAGGGAUAUUUUCAGUCUUUGGAGCUCUCUGCUAUGCUGAACUUGGAACCACUAUUACAAAGUCAGGAGCCAGCUAUGCAUAUAUCUUGGAGUCUUUUGGGAGCUUCAUUGCUUUUAUUCGUUUGUGGACCUCACUCCUGAUUGUUGAACCAACCAGUCAGGCAAUCAUUGCCAUCACCUUUGCUAACUACAUAGUUCAGCCUUUCUUCCCUUCUUGUGACCCUCCGUAUGUGGCUUGUCGUCUCAUAGCAGCUGCUUGUGAAUGUCUUUUAACAUUUGUAAAUUGUGCCUAUGUUAAGUGGGGCACACGUGUGCAGGAUGUAUUUACUUACGCUAAAGUCGCUGCUCUUAUUGCCAUCAUCAUCGCUGGACUUGUUCAAAUCUGCCAGGGACACACAUGGCACUUUAAGAACUCUUUUGAGGGAUCCUCUACUGAUAUUGGAGAAAUCUCCCUUGCAUUAUAUUCUGCCUUGUUUUCUUACUCUGGUUGGGAUACACUCAAUUAUGUAACAGAAGAAAUCAAAAACCCAGAAAGGAAUUUGCCUCUGGCUAUUGCAGUGUCUAUGCCAAUUGUGACUAUUAUCUAUAUUAUGACCAAUAUAGCUUACUAUACCGUGCUGGAUGCUCACUCUGUCCUCUCUAGUGAUGCUGUGGCAGUGACAUUUGCUGACAAGAUAUUUGGCAUGUUCAGCUGGACAAUUCCCAUUGCUGUAGCCUUUUCUUGCUUUGGUGGACUUAAUGCUUCAAUUCUAGCAUCAUCAAGGCUAUUUUUUGUAGGAUCUCGGGAAGGUCACCUUCCUGAUCUGUUGUCUAUGAUCCACAUAAAGAGGUUCACACCCGUGCCAGCUCUGCUCUUCAAUUGUUUUAUGACCCUUAUUUACCUGGCUGUGGAAGAUGUCUUCAAGCUGAUUAAUUACUUCAGCUUCAGUUACUGGUUUUUUGUUGGUCUGUCUAUUGCUGGGCAGUUAUAUCUACGCUGGAAAGAACCAGAUCGGCCAAGACCUCUUAAGCUGAGUCUGGCUUUCCCAAUAAUAUUCUGUAUAUGCACAAUAUUUCUGGUGGUAGUGCCACUCUAUAGUGACUUUAUAAAUUCAGUGAUUGGAAUUGCUAUUGCUUUAUCUGGAAUUCCAUUCUUUUUCUUGGGAGUCUAUUUACCUGCAUCAAGGAGACCUCAAUUUAUUAAUAAGAUUAUGGGUGCUGUCACACGAAACAUUCAGCUGCUCUGUUACUGUGUUUUAACAGAGAUGGACCCAAAUGAAGAAAAGAAACCAGAAAUCAAAUCCAAGUAAAGUUUAAAGCCUUUACAGGAAGCAGGAGGGAGGAUAAAGUAAUUACACAAAUCAAAGGGAAGAGCUGGAACUGGAAGACACAGAAAAACUGUUUUCAGUGGUCUUUCAGAAAUGCUGAAAAUCUUACUCGUUGCAGAUGGAUUCCAACGUGGAUCAUGCCCUUGUGUCAUCCUCCUAAACUGUGGCAUGUUUUCAGGGCAGGUUUUCAUUGGAUAAUGAUUACCUACUCAUUACCUACUCACACAAGCUGUGUGUCAAUACUGUUUCUUCUUCAGAAUUGGUAUGAAAAUGGUAAGAGCUAAUGGAUCAAAUUAGAUUUCUACAGAACCAGGUGGUGAAGUAAUGCAUUAUUGCGUCAGACUGAAACCCACUUUGACUCCAAAGACGAAGUCAUUUCCAGCUUAAUUCUGACGGACGCUUGCAUGAAAUGAUUUGCUAUACUAUGUCAGUUCUUUUCCCAGAAGAAAACUGGUCACAACAAACUACUUCAUUUGUUUUUCUGCCCCUAAUGAUAAAUUAAGUUCUACUCCAUUAUUUAUAGACUGAACCAACCUUUCUCCCUUAAAGAUUUUAUUCUCUAUGCUACAUGGAAAUGUAUGUGACUGUGGGAAGGAUUUAAUCAGCUAAGCACCUUGCCACUGAAGAUUUGAUUAAUGGUUGAUUUUUUUCUUGUUUACUUGUUAGUACUUUGUAAAUUACUGCUAGGUUUUAUGAAACUUCCAAAAUUAAAACAUUCAGUUUGAAGCCUGUAAACAUUUGUUUGUGAACUGUUUCAGUGAAGACAGUAGCUGAGUUACCUCAGCAGUCAGAAAAUUCCCGUUAUAAAUUUCAGUGCUGUUCACUAGGAAGUGACCAUCUAAAACCUCCCAGAAAGAGCUUUUUUUUUUCCUUCUAUUGCAGAAUUUCUGUGGCAGAUACUAGAUCUUGACAGCUAAGUAGCACGGAGAAAAACUAGAAAUAAAAACAAAAGUAAAAGGUGCUACUGUAGCAUAUACAUGCUGAUUCAUAGUCUGUGGAAUUCCAAAGCUGUAAGCCUUAAAUCAGGAGAGUUUUGAUACUGAAUUUUGGUGCAGAAAAAGGCAACAAGAAGCUUGUUUGUCUGGCAAAGUGAGAUGUACUUCAAAAACAUACCUGAGAUUUUUACCUUCUGUCUAUCUCAGUUGACCUGAGUUUGGCCAGAUGUAUGGUUUUGUGCAUUUAAGUUGAAUUAAAUCUUGUAAUUACAAGACUAUGGUGAAGCAAUACAUACUUCAAAGGGUGCACCACAGUUGCAUCAGUGACCUGAAUAAUAGUGAGGAUACUGGAAUUUUUGCACUGCCAUGUUAACCUUUCUCUGAAGCAAACAAAAAUACCUUGCUUCCACUCCUUUGUUAUUACCAGUCAAGACUGACUGGCCUAAGUACUGCUGCAGCCUCCAGUUCAUGAAUGACACUGACCAGCUAAGAGCUAAUCCUAUCAGCUGUUUUUUACAGAC